GCCAUGUGGAAUAGAGCGGAGGUUCUUUUUGACAGACGAUGUAGAUAUUAAGAUGACUACUAAGGAACAUGAGCCACUUAAAAAAAGAACGAAGAAGAGGACAGCAAGGGAUCUUGAAGAGGAGGAAGAUUCAAACUCGGACUCUGAAAAUGAAACAUUAGGCUCCAGUAAUAAGAAGAAAUGCCCACCAUCAAAUCAUUCAGACUAUUCAACUGAUUCAAGCCAAUCAAGUAAAGAACAAGGAACCUAUUCGACCAGUCAUUGGAGUUACAAAGAUCUGAAGUCUGUAAAUAUCUUUUAUGAGGAAACACAAGAACCCUUGGAAAAAUUUAUCAGUGAAGUGAAAGAUGUUCUUCAGAGUGAGAGAUAUUUUUUCCCUGAUCCCAGCAAAAUGACCAAUAUUUUGAGGAAACAUCUGGAAAUUUUGACAUUUUCAUAUGAUUUGGCAAAACUUAGAAUUGUACGGAAGUACGGUGUCCCUAGAGAGGAGCUGGAGAGAAUAUCAGAGGAGAUGAUGGAAUAUGAACGGCAGUGGACACAUGGGGAAGAGCCAGAAGAAACACUACAGAAGAACCACUUUUAUGAAGCAUUGGACUCAUCUAUGAGGAACCAUGCACUGAAACUAAUAAUCAAAUUGGACUUUGCUGUGGGAGAUUUUGCAUAUCAGACUGUUCAACUUGCCAAACAAAUUCUAAUUGGAACAGAUUGUCCUGAGGAUACAGAAUGUAGAAAUAUUUUCCAGAUUUACUGUGAAUUUUUUGGAAGGAUAUUCUUUUUAACUAGUGGUGUAGUAAUUCAGGGGUCCUUUACUUUUCAAAAUCGAAUCCUGAGGAUCACUCCUGAUAUUGUCUAUCAUUACAUCCCUGAUAAAUGUUGUAAUUCAGAGGAUGAGCAACUCUUGUUUAUUAUACAGUGUUGUCUAUCCUGUGUUGCCUUUCCUGUGUUGUCUGUCCUGUCCUGUAUUGCCUGUCCUGUCCUGUGUUGCCUGUCCUGUGUUGCCUGUCCCGUGUUGUCUGUCCUGUGUUGCCUGCCCUGUGUUAUCUGUCCUGUGUUGUCUGUCCUGUGUUGCCUGUCCUGUGUUGCCUGUCCCGUGUUGUCUGUCCUGUGUUGCCUGCCCUGUGUUAUCUGUCCUGUGUUGCCUGUCCUGUGUUGUCUGUCCUAUGUUGUCUGUCCUAUCCUGUGUUGUCUGUCCUGUGUUGCCUGUUCUAUGUUAUCUGUCCUGUGUUGUCUGUCUUGUGUUGCCUGUCCUGUGUUGUCUGUCACGUGUUGCCUGUCCUGUGUUGUCUGUCCUGUGUUGUCUGUCCUGUCCUGUGUUGUCUGUCCUGUGUUGUCUGUCCUGUGUUGCCUGUCCUGUGUUGUCUGUCCUGUCCUGUGUUGUCUGUCCUGUGAUGCCUGUCCUGUCUCUCCUGUCCUGUGUUGUAUGUCCUGUGUUGCCUGCCCUGUGCUGUCUGUCCUGUGUUGCCUGUCCUGUGUUGCAAAUAGAGCUGCAGAUUCUCCUGAGGAUGCGACAGACAUUAAAGAGAUAGUGAGAGAAGAUACUAUGGGACAAGUUGGAGCAGAGCUUAUUGGCCUGUCACGUCGUUCAGUAUUUUAUCCAAAUAGUCUUGGAAUCAUUUGUAUGGAAACAAAAUUAAUUUUUGUUUUCCUGAAAAUAUCAAUGGAGCAUUCAGUCAGCAUACAUAGUGGAGAUAAAGGAUCAGCAGAAGAUCCAGGGAAGAUUAUGUACACCCAGCCGUUUGACAUUCUUAAACCAGAAGACAGACUGAAAAUAGCAGACUUCAUGUUCUGGCUAGGAUAUAUUCAAAAUCGCAGACGAUAUCCCUCUCUCUGAUUAUCAUCACUGUAAACUAAGGACCCUUUAAGUACAUUUGUUGUUUAUUUGCAGAUAAGGGAGGGCAUAUUGCUUUGCUGCUGUCUGUCUGUCUGUCUGUUUGUUGGUCCCCCAACAGUUUCCAUUCAUUUUCUUUGCAGAGGUUGCACAUACUGAAAUGAAAUUUGGUAUACAGAUUUAUCAUAAGAAUAUCUAGGUCAGGUCUUGUUUUGGGUAUGAUCAAGCAAUUUUUCACAGAGUUAUGCCCCUUGGACUUAGAAAAAUUCCAAUUAUUUGCUCUCCGUUCAUUAUCUCUGCAAAAGUUGUACAAAUAAAUUACUGAUAUAUCAUGAGAAAUGUGUUUUUGCCAAAGAUGUGGUA
This is a messenger RNA of Saccostrea echinata, 2191 nucleotides long. RefSeq lists its product as uncharacterized. The record is from RefSeq and is a predicted model, not a curated record. The coding region runs from base 53 to 1831 and encodes 592 amino acids. NCBI's taxonomy places the organism in Eukaryota, Metazoa, Mollusca, Bivalvia, Ostreida, Ostreidae. The transcript has 8 exons.